AUGAAUUCCUCAAUCCAAACUGAAAUAGGUAGGUACACAGACAUAAAUCACAUUUUUGAGACUGUUUAAAAGAGAGGCUAUCUCACAUAAUUGACUGCAUUUUUGGAAGAAGUCUUUACAAAUGAAAUAAACUUUGCAUCUCAAAGUAAUAUAAUAUUUGCAUCAUUCUAAAAGGACUCAAAGAAGUGAUCAGCGCAAUGUCAAGACAGGGAUAAAAGGUUGAAUACUCUAUUCAAUUAAGUCGAAAUAUUCAAAUUUUUAAGAGCAAUUUUGAUUUAAUUUUAACUGCUACAUCAAACAAUGUAUGGAAUCAAAUAGUUAAUUCAAUGAAUUUGAUUUCAGAUGAAACUUUUUAAAUCAAUAACAACAAAUCGGAAAUCAUCUCCCCAGUUUCAAGAAAAUUUGAAAGAUAAUCAGAGCCUGAUCUUAAAAAAAUGACGAUGAGUCAAUCUUAUGUGAGUAGAUCACCUAGCAAAAUCUCAACUAUCAAACAACAGCAAACAAUUCCAUUGAGUGAGAUGUCAAUUCAAAUGAGAGGAUCUCCAACUACCUUCAAUAAAGCAAAAAGAUAAUUAGACAAUAGUUUAACAACAAGUUCUCCAGGAGUAGGCAGAUAUCGAACCGAAGUGGCUGAAAAACGUAUUGUUAUUCUUUAAUUUUAGAUAUUAGAGAGACUUCUCCUAAUGCUACCAUUGGAAAAUCGGCCAAAAUUAGUUGGAUUGAUGAAAAACUAUAAAAAGAAGCUACUCAUUCUCCAGGACCUAUAUAUAACCCAGUAAAAACAUUUUGUUCUAAACGUGUUAAAUGA
Paramecium octaurelia is the source of this 808-nucleotide messenger RNA. The record is from the annotation of a GenBank genome assembly. NCBI's taxonomy places the organism in Eukaryota, Ciliophora, Oligohymenophorea, Peniculida, Parameciidae.